Molecule: messenger RNA, 1398 nt
Organism: Pochonia chlamydosporia 170
Lineage: Eukaryota; Fungi; Ascomycota; Sordariomycetes; Hypocreales; Clavicipitaceae
Product: nicotinate phosphoribosyltransferase
Exons: 3
Coding region: 1-1398 (465 amino acids)
Biological process (GO): NAD+ biosynthetic process
Molecular function (GO): nicotinate phosphoribosyltransferase activity
Source: RefSeq, a predicted model, not a curated record
AUGGAUUUCAACAGCUCGUCGCCUUUCCCGGAAGGCGUCAUAUCCUUUCUCGACACCGACUUGUACAAGUUGACGAUGCAAUGCGCCGUCUUCAAGUACUUCAAAGAUGUCCCCGUCACCUAUGCCUUUACCAAUCGCACUCCCGACAAGAAGCUGUCGAGAGCGGCUUUCAAAUGGCUGGAAGAACAAAUUCGAAAACUCGGAAACAUCUCGUUAUCUGCAGAGGAAUACAAGUUUCUCCAGACGCACUGCAAGUACUUAAACGACGACUAUCUGAAUUACCUGCGAGACUUCCAGCUGCGACCCAGAGAGCAAGUCGUAAUAACCUUCACAACCGUUGGCACGGACUCGGGUGCCGAUUCGGAUCUUGGCGAUAUUGAUAUCAAGAUUCGAGGGACAUGGUCGGACACCAUCUUGUAUGAGAUACCCAUUCUGGCUUUGACAUCCGAAGCAUACUUUCGCUUUAUGGAUACCGACUGGAACUACGAUGGCCAAGAAGACCUCGCCUUCGACAAGGGCAUGCGUCUUUUAGAAGCUGGCUGCAUAACCUCGGAGUUUGGCACUCGAAGGAGACGCGACUAUCAUACGCAGGCUCUGGUGUUCCGAGGCUUGGUCAAGGCGUCCAAAGCUGCUGCAGAGAAAGGCCUCCCCGGGAAGUUGUCAGGGACUUCCAACGUUCACUUGGCCAUGCGAUUCGGCAUUCCUCCUGUAGGAACCGUCGCGCACGAAUGGUUCAUGGGCACGGCGGCCAUAUUUGACGACUAUAAGAAAGCGACGGAACUGGCGUUGCGCCAUUGGGUGGGAUGCUUCGGUUCGAAUCUGGCAAUUGCCUUGACGGAUACAUUUGGUACACCCGAAUUCCUCAAUUCCUUCAGCCUCCCUGUACAGUCUGUGGACGGUGGUGCUGUAUCUGGAGAUGUCUUCAAGAACAGUGACGGAUCUACAAAGACCUACGCCGAGCUGUUCACGGGUGUCAGACAGGACUCUGGAGAUCCCGCAGAGUAUGCCAAGCUGAUGCGAAAGUACUACGACGAGCAAGGCGUCAAAGAGAAGAAAGUGAUUGUCUUUUCUGACUCGCUCAACAUUGAUCGCUGCUUGGAAUACAAAAAGGUUUCAGAGGAUCUUGGGUUUCAGCCAACAUUUGGUGUUGGCACAUUCCUCACCAAUGACUUUGUCCACUUGAAGACCGGAACCAAGUCCGUCCCUCUGAAUAUUGUUAUCAAACUUAGCUCGGCUGCAGGGCGACCAGCCAUCAAAAUUAGUGACAAUGCUGGUAAAAAUACCGGCGACAAGGAUCUAGUUGAACGGGUGAAGAAGGAGCUUGGAUAUGUGGAACAUGAAUGGAAAGACGGUGAUGAGACUUCACGAUGGGGUAAAGAAGAAAAAGCGCAAGGAUGA